AUGCACAACUGGUUUCGUCUCGCACAAAUGGACGUGGACAAGCUACUAACUCAACUCAACGGCCAGUCGUUCGACGUUGCAAAAAGCGUAGAGCCAUCUAUUCUUGCAGAACUGACCCGAAAGGCGAAGGCAGUAUUUCAAGCGCAACCUGUGCUUCUAGAACUCGUUCCACCACUUGUUAUAUGUGGCGAUAUACAUGCUCAGUACAAUGACUUACGUCGCAUAUUCAGCCAACUUGGACAGCCGCCCACAACUAGAUAUAUCUUCCUUGGAGAUUAUGUAGAUCGAGGGCCACAAAAUUUGGAAACGAUUGUAUUGUUGCUGUGCUACAAAGUCAAGUAUCCAGCUUGUUUCUAUCUUGUUCGCGGAAAUCACGAAACAAGUCCGGUCAACGCCAUCUAUGGAUUCAAGUCAGAGCUUGAACAGAGAUAUGGCCAAAGAGAUAACAUCGGCCUGUUUUGGAUGUUCAAUGAUGCGUUUGCUCAAAUGCCGUGUAGUGCUCUAAUAGGAGAUCGGAUUCUCUGUAUGCACGGAGGCCUGUCGCCGGCACUGACUGAAAGAGAUCAACUACGACUUAUUAAACGCGGAUGGCAAGAUCCUCAAGGCGUCAAUAUAGCAAUGGAUUUGCUUUGGUCUGAUCCUGAGCCUGGAACAAAAGGAUGGAAGUCUAGUCCGAGGGGGUGCAGCUAUUUAUUUGGAGAUGAUAUACUGUCAGAUGCGUGUCGUAAACUUGAUGUGGACGUAAUUGUAAGGGCUCACCAAGUUGUACAGGAUGGAUACGAAAUACAUCCAACUCAAAAAUUGGUUACUGUGUUCUCUGCACCAAACUAUUGUGGAGAGGCAAGAAAACAUUGA
Meloidogyne enterolobii is the source of this 855-nucleotide messenger RNA. The record is from the annotation of a GenBank genome assembly. Lineage: Eukaryota; Metazoa; Nematoda; Chromadorea; Rhabditida; Meloidogynidae.